Messenger RNA from Colletotrichum higginsianum IMI 349063, 183 nucleotides. RefSeq lists its product as uncharacterized. The transcript has 2 exons. The record is from RefSeq and is a predicted model, not a curated record. NCBI's taxonomy places the organism in Eukaryota, Fungi, Ascomycota, Sordariomycetes, Glomerellales, Glomerellaceae. The coding region runs from base 1 to 183 and encodes 60 amino acids.
AUGGCCCUCACGGAUUCUCCGUCCAGCUUUGACUGGGAUACCAGGUCUGAUAUGGAGUCGAUCCAUAGAGCCAGCCCAGCGCCUGCCGCAUUGUCCAGAGCAGCAACGUGGACGAGCGCCUGUUUGGGAACGCGUAUACAGUUUCAUGAGAUGUCCUGGUCUGCCCUGUCACUGCUGGGUUGA